GGCCAUGCCUGGGAAGGGACCCCAGCUGGCGGCCCGAACGGUGUUCAGUUGUUGCGCAGAGGCUUAUCGGGUAGCGAAACGUUACCCUCCAAGAUACUUGCCACAUAAUAAGGCGUAACAAGGAACAAAAUGUCCUUUUGCUCGUGGUUUAAAGAGGAGGAAUAUAGAGAUACUUUCGAGCCAGGCAUCUAUGUAUGUCGUAGAUGUGGUCAUGAACUUUUCUCAAGUAAAAUGAAAUACAGGCAUGAGACCCCUUGGCCAGCUUUCGUUAAAACCAUUCACACUGAUUCCGUCCAAAAGCGAAAAGAAAGCAAACUGGCCUUGAAGGUGUCAUGUGGAAAGUGUGGCAAUGGACUGGGCCAUGAAUUCCUUAAGGACGGACCAGAUGGAAAGAUGUCAAGGUUCUGAAUAUUCUCACACUCCCUCAAGUUUAUUGCUAAAACUGAGGGAGGUCAGAUCGUGAAUGGAUCAGCUGAGGCAAAUGGAAAUUCCUGAGACAGGGACGGCACCUGCAAGUUGCCAUCUAGCUCCUCUCAGAAGAAGGAAGAAUGUAGACUGGUUUAAUUUCAGUUUCACCUAAAAAGUGUUCCUGUUAGGAAUAUGUUUAUAUUAUUGUUGGAAUUAUUUGAAGAAAAUAGAUUAACUAACAAUAUUAAGAUUGAUUCAUAUUUGGCAGAUAAUUUAUUUGAUUUUUAAUUGUUACUUAAUGCAGAGGAAAGUGCCAAAAAGACACAUCUCUCAAUUAUGACUCGUGGACUAGUGACAGGAAUGACCAUUUAUUGUGACCAGUAAUAUGAAGUUAAUGAGUGAAACAUGAAUACAUGAAUUCCUUAAUGGAUGCUUAUACUGGUCCAGCUACAUGGCCAUAACUGACAUCUUUUAAGUCAUAUUUUUUUUCACAAACUUUCAUUAAACAAAAGUCAUGAAACAAUAUUGUUAGAGUUUUUUAAUGCCUUUUUUUUUUUUUUUUUUUUUUUUUUUUUUUACAUAUAUUUGAUAUAUUAUUUUGGAUUCUUUUUAAUGAUGAUAGUGUGUGACUUACCAGAAAAGUCAAAUGGAAUGUUAAAAUGGCAUAUAUUGUGGUAAAAGUAAAGAUACCAAUAUUGGAAUGGCAGAUAGCUAGCUAUUCAGAACUGGAAUUUAUUAAGAUCUUGUCUGCUGUCAGUGUUAUGAAGCAGAAAAGGUAAACUUGUCAGACAGUCCUUUUUAGUGGAAGAUGUUUCUGGAACAAGCAGGAUCUUUUUGAUUCCAUACCCAUUUCCUCAAGUAUAUUGUUAGAUUUCACUAUAAAUUAUUAAUGAGAUAGAAUUAAAUUUUUGUUUCAAUUUUCAUGAAGGUUUUUAACAAAAUAUAUAUGAAUAGCUAAAUAUACAUAAAUAUGAUCAUCAGCCUACAUUAUGCAAGUGGACCUUAAUUUACCCUUUGUUACUUAUUUUAUUUUAGUAUACAUAUCAACAGGAAGGGAAUGAUGGUGUUUUCAGAAAGGGAAUGUUAAUAUUUAUAUCUAUUUUAUUUGUUUUUCUGAUUGCAGAUAUUUAUGAAAUAUACUUGCCAGCUUAAGCUCACUCACCACACCAGCCAAAUCCUCUCCUCUCCCCUUUUUUUUUCUUUUCUUCUCUCUCCCUCUCCCUCUCCCUCUCCCUCUCCCUCUCCAUCUUCCUCUCCCUCUCCCUCUUCCUCUCCCUCUCUCCCUCUCUCCCUCUCCCUCUCCAUCUUCCUCUCCCUCUCCCUCUCCCUCUCCCUCUCCCUCUCCCUCUCCCUCCCCCCUCCCCCCUCCCCCUCUCUCACUAAGUUGAUUGUGAUGAUUUUACUAUAGACAUAAUUUAAUGACAAUUCUACCUCGAGAUUGCCUUACCUCCAUCCAUCACAAAUUAAAAGUUGUAAAAAGCAGUGUUUGUUUUCAAAUGUCUGUGCUAGCUCAAUAAAUAGGUACAUUGAUAAA
Penaeus chinensis is the source of this 1942-nucleotide messenger RNA. RefSeq names its product methionine-R-sulfoxide reductase B1-like. The transcript is spliced from 4 exons. The record is from RefSeq and is a predicted model, not a curated record. Gene Ontology annotation, molecular function: peptide-methionine (R)-S-oxide reductase activity. Lineage: Eukaryota; Metazoa; Arthropoda; Malacostraca; Decapoda; Penaeidae.